This is a messenger RNA of Cyprinus carpio (common carp), 4154 nucleotides long. RefSeq names its product ankyrin repeat and death domain-containing protein 1A-like. The record is from RefSeq and is a predicted model, not a curated record. The transcript has 16 exons. Gene Ontology annotation, biological process: protein palmitoylation; signal transduction. Lineage: Eukaryota; Metazoa; Chordata; Actinopteri; Cypriniformes; Cyprinidae. Gene Ontology annotation, cellular component: Golgi membrane. The coding region runs from base 1193 to 2725 and encodes 510 amino acids. Gene Ontology annotation, molecular function: palmitoyltransferase activity; protein binding.
GCUUAAAAGUUUUACUAAGGUAGCUGUAUAGCCUCUGCAGCAGGAUUCCUCAAAUCUGGUCCUGGAGGCCUUGCAGAGUUUAGCUCAAACCUUAAUCAAACUCACUAACCUGUGAUUUUCUAGGGAUCCUGAAGACCUUGAUGAGCUUGCUCAGGUGCGUUUAAUUGACCCUUGACAGGCAAUCUGACCAAUCACAACAGCGAAUCUGCCAUUUUUGUCUGACAAACAAACCAGUCAGGACAGUCGAUUUACAUAGGUGGAUUUGAAUUUAAAAAAAAAAUGGUGUGCACUGACAUCUUUACACGGUUGAAUGAUACCUUCUGAUGUUCAUUCAUGUUUAUUUCUAGUGAUAACUAGUAAAGAGGAAGAGAUGACUGGUUCAUGUGCCGCUUUAACUGAGAUGAUAAAGCGAUCUGUCACAACACUUUAAAGAGCCACACAAUGGUAUUGUUUAAAUUUCUAUAAAAAAAGACAGAAUUUUAAAGCUAAGACUUUGUUUUAUACCCAAAGUAACCUGCUCUGUCUUGUCUGUUGCAAUUUGUCAGUUUCCUCUUUGCUCCGCAAUGUAUUUUUCACUGCGUAAGAACAUGUGUGGCAUGAGAGCGGCAUGGCUUGUUGGAAGUAGCAACAGUAACAAAGUGGGGCGGGUCUUUGCGAAGGGCCAAUUAGGGUUGUACGCAGACUAAAUUGGGUUUUAGAGUGGAUGUCCGUGGGCACUUCUGAUGACGAAAAUUGUGUCCCUUACAGUUUUGGUAAUGUAGCCUCUAGGGCUGCCACCCAGUCCUGUUCCUGGAAAUCUAACCACCUGCAGAGUUUAGUGAAAGCCCUGAUCCCACACACCUGUCUGUAUUUAUCAAGUACUCCUGAUCUUAUUUAGGUGGUUCAGGUGUGUUUGAUCAGGGUUGAAGCUGAACUUUCCAGGAAGAAAGAUCUCAAAGAACAGGACUGGGCAGCCCUGCUCUAGAUCAGGGUUUCUCAAGAAGGCCUAAUCAAACACACCUGAACAGUCUAAUCAAGUUCUUCGGGAUUGCUAGACAUAACAGACAGCAGGAUUCGUCAUUUCCCAAAGCGGCAGGCUUGAGCUCGGCUGUGCGAGAAGCGCUCAGAAACAGCCCAACAUCGCAUCAAAAGAUGAAAAUGUAGACAUGUAUCAGAAGAUGCGCACAUCGGAGACAUAACUCACCAUCGACUGAUGACGAUGGAAGACGGACUGGUGUCUGAAGACGAUAUUUUGCUAUGCUCAGAGAAGGAGUUUCAUGAUGCUGCAAAGAGGAACGACACGGAGAGAAUGCAGGAGCUCAUCAGAAGAGGGGUGGACAUCAAAGUCAAAAAUAAGAUGGAGCGUAAGGCCUUGCACUGGGCAGCAGGAGCCGGCAGUGAGCAGGCAGUGCGUCUGCUGCUGGACCACGACAUGGAGGUGGAUGAUAUGGACAGCUUCGGUAUGAACGCUCUGCUCUUGGCGGCAUGGUUUGGUCACCUCUCAAUCCUAAAGAUCCUUGUCUCAGCUGGGGCCAAGCUCACCUGUGAAAACAAAAAUGGCUUGAAUCUCUUGCACUGUGCUGCACAGCGGGGUCACAUCAGUAUUUUGGAGUAUAUUAUGGAAGAUCUGGAAAACGUGCAGCUUAAUAAAGUCGACAAGUCAGGUAAGACAGCGUUUCAUUUGGCUGCGGAGCAUGGACACCUGGAGGUGGUGGAGUUUCUCAUUGGAAUGGGCUGUGCUCAUGACCUCAAGGACAAGGAGGAAAACACUGCACUGCAUUUGGCAGCUAAACAAGGCCACAGUGACGUCCUCCAGAAGAUCAUGGAAACCGGGGAGAGCAUUGAUGGAAAAAACAUUGAUGGCAUGACGGCUUUACAUUUGGCAGCUGAAGGAGGGCAUUAUGAAUGUAUCAGACUCUUGCUGGAGGCUGGCUGCAAUGUCAAUGAACUUACUAAUAGUAACAGGACAGCUCUUCAUCUGGUGGCCCAGCAUGGCUCUGGAAGAGAGAUCAUACUGCUGGUACAGGCUGGGAUCAAUCUGGAUUCAGUAGACACACAACAUACUUCAGCUCUGCACUUGGCAGUACUCAACAACUCCACAGGAAUAGUCAAGGAUCUUGUCGAUGCGGGAUGCGACCUGGACAUCUUUGACAAUCGGCUUCAAACUGCUUUGCACAUAGCAGCAGAACACGGACGGCAGAACAUCGCUGAGAUGAUCCUGAUAUCUGGAGUCAACCUCAAUCUGCUCGACAAGCAGGGAAAGACCUCACUGGAUGUUGCAGCACGAGGCAGCCAUGUGAAUGUCGUUGACAUGAUUAUCAAAGCUGACAGAUUUUACAAAUGGGAGAAGGAAAAUGUGACGAGUGACUCUGACUCUCUGGUGGGAAUGAGUCUUACCUUCAAGCAAGAUCAUCGACAGGAGACACAACACAUCCGAUCUGUCCUGUGGAAACUUGCCUCCAAAUAUCUCAAACCAGGCGAGUGGAAAACACUGGCUCGGCACUGGAGGUUCUCAGAUGCACAUAUUCGAGCCAUAGAGCACCAAUGGACAGGUACAAAGAGCUACAAGGAGCACGGGCAUAGGAUGCUGCUCAUCUGGCUGCACGGAGUGAUCAAUGCUGGAGAAAACCCCAUCAAGGGCUUGUACGAAGGUCUGACUGGAAUCUCAAGGAUUGAUUUGGCAGAAAGCAUGCGACAGCAGGCAAAUGCGGAUCCGUCUUCUGCUAAAAAAUGCUCUACAAUGUAACGUGAGAUUUGUUGAGAGAGGACUAGACUGAGCACGUACUAAGCAGGAGAUCGGAUGCUCUUCAAAUACACAGCACUGAUGAAACACAAAUACUCCCUUAAAUAUAACCUCAGAAGAACUGAGAAGAAAACAGCCUGUUCACACCAAGAGCAAAUAUUUACAGCAAACAUGACUUUGGAUUGAAAUAAUGGGUUUCUGUGGGACCAUUCUUAUUGAGAAAAUAUGACAGAGCAGUUUUUAGGAGAACAGGUAGAAUUUUUUUCUCUCUGUCGAAAAACUUGCCAAGCAAUAACAUUUUUGGUCAUGCUUAAGUUUACUUUUCACAUUUCAUUUUUACAGUUAUGCAUGUAUUUCUGUCCUAUAUUUAUUUGUAGUUGCAGCUUUUCUGCUGUAAUUGUUAUUUUUAAGACACAUUUACUUAGUGUGUGUUUAAAUGUGUGUGGUGAUCCUGUUCAGUAUAGGAUUUGCAAGACUGAAAGGCCCAAACAUUUUUUUGUAUGUGCAAAUGUUCUUAUCUGAACACGGGACAAAAGAAUAAAGAAGGUGCAAUAAAAUUUAGAGAAUAAACCAAUGUAGUAUUUUAUGCAGAUUAGGGCUGGGUUGACAUCGUUUUUUUUUUUUUUAAGUAAAUCCUAGCAAGCUUCAAUAUAAAACAAAGCCUUAGCUUUAAAAUUCUGUCACUUUUGUAUGAAAUUCAAACAGUAAAUAACGUGUUGGUCCUUUUUAAUGAAGUGUGACAGAUCGCUGUAGCGCCUCAUUUCCAGCCGCAACUCGUAGCACACGUGAACCAAACAUAUCUCUUCCCUAUACUACUAGUAAUUGCAUGAAAUAAACAUGAAUGAACUUCUGAAGUUGUGUUGAAAAUGUAUCAUGUCAUGAAAAGCCAUUCAAUGUCCACAGCUCGACAGUUGGCUAUAAAUAAACUCUAGAGAGAAGAAUUUUGGUGAAUAUAUGCAUUGUUACAUAUUUAUUAUGUUUUUUUUACUUAACCUGUUGUCUGAUAUUUGAAUAAAUCCAUCAUCAAAACACGUUUAUAUCUACAAAAAUGAAUUGGAGCAUAGUUAGGCUAUAUCAUUGUACAAGUAUAGGCUAAGUAUAUCUUCUUCCCUUUACAGUUUACAACAUCAGUUGAGAUUUCUUUACGUGAGAAAAACUGACAUGUAUUGUACCUGAUACUGUGCGUAUCCAAAUGAAUCAGUAUCGGAUCGAGAUCGGAAUUGAAUCGAAUCACAAGCUUGAGAUUCAAAUUCAAUUUUUGUCAACCCAGUUCUUAUACAAACAUUCUGAAUAUAUUCAGCCUGCCUAAGCAAGAGAUGUGUAAAUGUUGGUCGUGAUGUUAGAGAUGCAAGACUGUAACUUGUUUGAUUUGUACAUUGUACUUGUUUUAAAGUAUUGAGUAAAGUAUGUCACAGUAUGCAGCAUGACUAGA